Molecule: messenger RNA, 2823 nt
Organism: Osmerus eperlanus (European smelt)
Lineage: Eukaryota; Metazoa; Chordata; Actinopteri; Osmeriformes; Osmeridae
Gene: bmp5
Product: bone morphogenetic protein 5
Exons: 7
Coding region: 613-1980 (455 amino acids)
Cellular component (GO): extracellular region
Molecular function (GO): cytokine activity; growth factor activity
Source: RefSeq, a predicted model, not a curated record
AAGUUUUACUACGGCCGCUAGAGGUGGAUGCAAAAGCGUAGUCCUGGGUGGGAUCGACUCAUUAGAUGGACAACAAGCUUCAACUCGUUCUCCAAAACGUUACUCGUUAUGACAUCAGCUUCAUAUUCAAUAAUUAUAGGCCACUAAUUUAAUGUUCAUUCGAAGGUGUUUUUUCUAUUCAAUGAAGGAGUCGGACAACUUCGAUAUUUAUGGGCGUAUACCUUCUCGCUUUUCCCGCUUAAGUGGAGUUAAGGUGAGAGAGAAGGCCAUAAUUCCAUCAUAGAUCUGCCACUGAAGCAAAAUGUGACAGUGACUUGGAUGUAAGCGAGACACCGGACAGAACUUCACAAACUUUCUCCAUGAGACUCGGGAGAAGCACGCGCUUGGGAGAGGAUACCAACUUUCCAGAACGCAGGUUGAUGCGUAAUUUAGAACUUUUAUUAACCCGAACCGACUGAUUACGCGAUACUUUUGUGGACCUGCUAAGAAGCGCACAUCGACUGAAAAUACAUUUAUAAUCGAAACGAAGAAUCGUCAUCUUUUUGGGGGGUUUGUUUGCUUGGGAUGGAGCUCAACAUUAUACCUGUGUAACAACAACUACCCAUCAUUAAGAUGGCAGCGUUCACACCUUUAAACAGGGCUGCAUUUGGACUCGUCUGGAGCUGCCUGAGUUUUCUGAACUGCGUUCAUUGUGGUUUGGGAGACAACCAUGUCCAUUCUAGUUUUAUUUACAGGAGGCUGCGUAACCACGAACGAAAGGAGAUCCAGAGAGAAAUCCUCUCUAUCUUGGGGCUGCCUCACCGUCCCAGGCCGUUCUCACCGGGCAAGCAGGCAUCCUCAGCACCCUUGUUCAUGCUCGACCUGUACAACGCCAUGACCACAGAGGAGGAGGAAGCUAUACAGCAGAGUACGGGGAAAGGAUUCAACGGGAAAGCGCAUGGGCUUCCGCGCAAAGGGUUCUACGGCUCUCCACAGGGGUACUCUCGCGUGGCGCAGCCGUACCGAGCGGCCCCUCUCACGAGCCAGAGUCCCCCACAGACAACAUCACACGACACCAACUUUCUCAAUGACGCUGACAUGGUCAUGAGCUUUGUUAAUUUAGUGGAGAAAGACAAGGAUUUCUCCCACCAGAGGAGACACCAUAAAGAGUUCCGCUUCGACCUGACCCAGAUCCCCGAGGGCGAGGCGGUGACGGCGGCAGAGUUUAGGAUAUAUAAGGACCGCAGUCACGUCCGCUACGAAAACAUCACUCUGAAAGUCACCGUGUACCAGGUGGUCAAGGAGUACCUACACAGAGAUGCGGAGACGUUCCUGCUGGACUCUAGAAAGAUCCGAGCAUCAGACGGGGGCUGGCUGGUCUUCGACAUCACCGCCACCAGCAACCACUGGGUCCUCAACCCACAGCAGAACAUGGGCCUGCAGCUGUCUGUGGAGACUACGGAUGGGCGCAGCAUCAACAUGAAGUCCGCCGGUGUGGUGGGGCGCGGCGGCCCCCAGUCCAAACAGCCCUUCCUGGUGGCGUUCUUCAAGGCCAGCGAGGUUCUUCUGCGGUCGGUCCGGGCGGCCGGGGGGAAGAAGAAGAACCACAACCGCAACAAGUCUGUGGGCCAACAGGAGGCCUCGCGCUCUGCUAAAGGUGCAGAGCUCAACACAAGCGAACAGAAGCAAGCCUGCAAGAAGCACGAGCUGUACGUGAGCUUCAGAGACCUGGGGUGGCAGGACUGGAUCAUCGCCCCGGAGGGCUACGCAGCGUUCUACUGCGAUGGAGAGUGCUCGUUUCCUCUCAACGCACACAUGAACGCAACCAACCAUGCCAUCGUACAAACCCUGGUUCAUCUGAUGUUCCCUGAUAACGUGCCAAAGCCAUGCUGCGCCCCCACCAAGCUGAACGCCAUCUCCGUCCUUUACUUCGACGACAGCUCCAACGUCAUCCUGAAGAAGUACAGGAACAUGGUCGUGAGGUCUUGUGGCUGUCAUUGACGGUCGAGCAGGGUUAUUUCUCUAUGUGGUAUCGCUGGAAAAAGCAAAGCAACAUAUCAAUAUUGAUAGAUCUUGAGGUGUGAUGUGAUGUACAGUAUUAUUUAUAUACAUUAUUAGAUUUUUUUUAUGUUAACUUAUUUAUUUCUUUGUCUAUGUUUUGAUAGAACUCUGUACUGUAAAGCAAGUAGGACAAUGAAGAACAAGUUGAGUGCCUAAACCACCGCCCUCAUGGGCACUUGGUGAGGUCCUGAGAGACGACUAAGCGCAGGCUGUUACAGUACAUUCCGUUUCAUGCAGUUUCACCAAGCAGAGCAGAGUUUUUCUUUUUACAGCCAACAUACAGUCAAUUUGUCAGAUGAUUCCAGCACUCCCAUAGCACUGUCUCUUUGAACUCAGCUAUGUUCAUUGUUUAUUUUAACCACUCAAGGUACAGUAGGUUUACAUUUGCUGCUAUGAUGAAAUGAGCUAGCAUUUCCGGCUGUACUGGUAGAAAUAUCUCUGUUGUUUCUGUCUUAGCAACAGAGUCUUACUGCUUUACAACUGUGUUAUACAGGAUUGUAAUUGUCAAUAGGCUUUACAAGGCUUUCUUUCUUGCCAUCAGAUACAUAAAAAUACAUAUGAAAGUUAAAUAUGAAAAACAUUUAAUUUAAGUAGCAGUAUAUUUUCAUAUCGUUCAUACUCGAUAGCAAUAGUAAUAGCUUAACCAAAAAAGAACACCUUUGUCCAAUGUUUGAAUUCACUGUUAUUUUGUUAUUGUCAUGUCAUAAUAAUAUGAGUAAUAUAUGUUUGGAAAGAGUACAACUGUAUUAGAGUGUUAAUAUUAUUAAAUGUAUUUGUUUCAAA